AUAGAUAAUAUAUAGGAAAACAGUCACCAACUAUGGGUAUGUAGCUCUAAUAAUUGAAACAUGACAGCUCUCAAAUUUCAUGUAAGAAAUCAACAAGACUUGGCCGAAUCACUUCGAGUCUGUCCCGGUUUACACACGAGAACAUGGGUCUCGUCCUCACGUACCAUCUCCACUUCCAUAUUCAGCGAGAACCCAUACUUCAGUGCCUCUUCUUAAGGUCAGAAACAAUAAAGGCCUAAGUAACUAGGUGGUUGCCCAAAAAAAGAACAGAAACUAGUAAGUCCCAUUGCCUGACCCCCUAAGCCAAGAUAAAUUCAAACUAAGAAAAAUAUAUGGAGGUGCGGGGAAUCGAACCCCGUGCCUCUCGCAUGCGAAGCGAGCGCUCUACCAUAUGAGCUACACCCCCACGACUUGGACGGAGUAUCGGUAAGGAAAUUAUUUCAAACAAAUCACUAGAAGAGUGUGUCGCUCAAGUGCUUUUAAUGACAGCAAAGCACCUCAGGGCUCAGAGACGCGCCGAACGGCUCGCAUUCCACCACAGCUCUGCGCAAUUAAAGUCGCUACAUUCCCCACUGCUGCUCUUCGAACACUAAACGAAGGCAAUAGCUCCUCUGCUUAUCUUCUCGGCAAUGAAAGACAACGAAACCCACAUGAUCUCCUUUAUUUCUCACUUACCUCCACUCCCAUUCUCCUCCUAUUUUAAAAACAAUCAUAUAUUACCGCAUUUCAUUUUCAGAGUAUGGUUUUUUAGUCCUUAGGCGGUUCUUUUCCUCCUUAUCUCCACGGACUUUCUGGCAGAGUUUGGCGUUCUCUCAAUCUUUGGGGUGACGAAGGGCCCGUGUUUCUGAUACUAACUAGUCUAUUCUGUGGAUGGGCUAAGUUGCUUAAAAGGGGGUGCUUUUACUUGUCCUUCCAAGCGUAGGAGCACAAACACGCACUUUUCGGGGCUCAUUCCCAUUUGGGAGUUUCUGGUGUGGUGGGAUCGCUGGUAUUUAGACAUCAUGAAGGCUUCUGGAUCGCGCGUCUUAUUCCUGGUGGUGGGAACUGUUUUCCUGUUCAUUAACUUCUCGUGCAGCAUAACUGGCUCCUUUAUUCCCGAUAAGACCUUCGCUCACCAUGGCGGUGAUGGUAUGAUAAUGACCACAACAAGCAGGAGGUUGAAGGAAAAUGGCUAUAAUUCGCACUCAAACAGGAAGCGCCAUGCAGGCAAUGUAAAUCUGGAUGAUUACCACCCCAUUGAUCCGGUACCAAGUUCAAAGGCUUCCAUAAAACCGGGACCUAUUCAACACGGAACUCCUAUUAACCCAUAUAUUCCAAAACCCUCGCCUCCUGAUCAUCCCAAAAAUGGAGGAUCUACUUAGCCUGCUUAAGAUUUGUUCUUCAAUAUACUGGAAAAGGUAUUAGCAAAAUGAAGAAACUUGCAACUUAAUAUGUACCUGUUGUUCAAACCAGCUUGUAAAUUGUAUUAUGCUUUUUCUGCCAACUUAUGUUUGUGAUGUGCUAGUUUCUAUGUGUUUAUUAAUGUGGGUGUCUUCUGUCAUCCUCUCAAGAUAUGACUGUUACCUUCUUUGUACUUUUAUUAUGAUCAGUUUCUUAUAAGGUCUC
Messenger RNA from Juglans regia (Persian walnut), 1605 nucleotides. RefSeq lists its product as uncharacterized. Lineage: Eukaryota; Viridiplantae; Streptophyta; Magnoliopsida; Fagales; Juglandaceae. The coding region runs from base 1002 to 1361 and encodes 119 amino acids. The transcript has 3 exons. The record is from RefSeq and is a predicted model, not a curated record.